Cylindrotheca closterium is the source of this 1230-nucleotide messenger RNA. The record is from the annotation of a GenBank genome assembly. NCBI's taxonomy places the organism in Eukaryota, Bacillariophyta, Bacillariophyceae, Bacillariales, Bacillariaceae.
AUGAAGCUCGUCAAAAGAAAUAUUAGCUCUAAAGAUGGCGGCGGAUCCAUUACUCUCCGUCCAGAUACACCUGAGGAUCUGUGGCACGCAUUCAAUUUGUUGCAGAAAGGUGACUGUGUUCGCUGUACAACAGUUCGAAAGGUAGUUAAGGAAAGCUCGACCGGUUCCACCACAUCCAAUAAAAAACGAUUGAUGCUGACUAUUGAAGUAAAGAAAGUCGACUUUGAUCCAGAUGUUCUUGAAGUACGAAUAUCAGGGAAAGUUCAGAGCGAAAACGAUUUUGUUCGCUUGGGAGCCCACCACACGCUUACACUCGAACUCAACCAGAACUUCAGCUUGGAAAAAGAGUGCUGGGAUCAAAUCUACUUGGACGUGAUAGAAGAAGCGUGCAACCCAGAACGACAGGCUGAAGUCGCGGGCGUAGUCUUGCAUUCUGGAUUGGCUCAUGUCUGCCUCGUAACGGGUGCUUUGACGAUCACUAAAGCUAGAAUCGAAGUGAAUAUUCCGAAGAAAAGAACUGGAUCCAGUCAAAAUGCGAAAUCUAUAAAGAAGUUUUUCGAGGCAGUGUACCAGGCUAUUCUUCGCCAUAUCGAUUUUGCGAGAGUAAAAGUGGUGCUGAUGGGAUCGCCAGGUUUUGUCAAAGACGAUUUUUUCAAGUAUCUGCAGGAAGAAAUGGUUCGAAGAGAUGACCGGCCAUUCAUCGAAAACAAGUCAAAGUUUGUUUUGUGCAAAGCCUCUAAUGGACACAAGCACGCGCUUGAUGAGGUUUUCUCUGACCCGGCAAUCAUGGCUAGAAUGAACGAUACAAAAGUUGCAAGAGAAGUUGAGGCUCUCAAUAAAUUUAUGCGGAUGAUGGAAGUAGACCCCGACAGGGCAUACUAUGGCUUUGCCCAUGUUUCAAAGGCUCAAGAGCAGCUGGCGGUUGAUACGCUCUUGCUGACAGAUCAGCUAUUUCGCAGUUCCAACGUCAAAGCACGGAAGGAAUAUGUCACCCUUGUGGAAGAAGCUCGAGCUGCAGGUGCAAAAGUUUUUAUCUUUAGUUCGAUGCACCUUUCAGGUCAACAACUGCAGCAGGUUUCUGGAGUAGCAGCUAUUCUUCGAUACCCAUUACCAGAGAUUGCAGAAAUCGGUGAAGAAGAAGAGGAAGAAGUUGCGGAUGAUGCCUCAUCGGACGAGGAGUAUGAUCCUCUGUGGCGCGUCAAGGAGGAUGUGGCAGAUAUGGGGUUAUAA